AUGAGUAAGGACAAAGAAGUCAGUUCUUUCCUUAAGGGUGAUUUUAAUGAUCUAUGUUACUCCUGUCGUACAGGGGAUGUCGAAAACGCUGAUCGACUUAUAUCAACUGGGAUUAACAUUAACCAGGUGGACAAAUUUGACAAUUCACCUCUGUUUUUAGCAAGUUUAUGUGGUCAUAUAGAAGUGGUCAAGCUUUUGUUAGAAAGAGGAGCUGUAUGUGAUAGGGAUAGACAUGAAGGGGCCCGUUGCGUAUAUGGUGCCCUUACUGAUGAUAUUAGGAAUAUGCUUGUGAGUUAUGAUAUUUCUAAGAAAUUCGAUUCAAACCAACCAUUCGCUGCACAUAUAUCAUCUUUAUUAAAUUAUACCGACUAUAGAUUCGAUACAUGCGAUCUACGUAUCAAUUGUAAAGAUGAGAAGAGAGCGGUCUUUGCACACAAAUUUAUGGUAUUUGCGAGGAGUUCAGCGUUGCACAACUCUUCACCAAGUGAACUGAAUGAGAUGUUUACUGAAGUAUCCAUGGAGGUGCUCGGUACUUUAAUAGAAUUUAUUUAUUUGGUUCCAAUACUACAUAGCACACCAUCUACUGAUUUCCCAGAGUUAAUUAAAUUGGCAAAUUAUUUUCAAUUGGACUCAUUAUCGGAGUUUUUAAACAAGUUCAGACAUACGGCAGAUCCAGUAGAAAAGUCAAAUUUAAUAGUUACUUAUCAAUACAAAUUUACUGAGUUGGCAAGAAGACAGCUAAAGAAGUUUGUUAAGGAUAAUAUUAUCGAUAGACAUAUAGAUAUCGACAAUGUUUCACCCAAUUCUGUAUCUAUUCCAGACCCACGGAGUUGUGUUCCAUUCCCAGAUAUUUAUUUAACAGUAGAAAAUUCUGUUGGUUCACGCAGAAUAUACCCUUGUCAUAUAGCUAUGUUGUCAAGAGCUGGCUUCUUUAAGGACAUAAUAAGCAAAAAUUUCCAAGAAAAUAAAACAUACAUGACGACAAAGUACGCUUCUAGAGCUGAUGUAGAAGAUUCUCAUAUGUUAUUUGUAGAACUCCCUAUUUGUGAUUUUGGUGUAGCGGAGGCUGUUAUUAAUUAUCUGUAUUACGACAGCUCUGAUUUUGACCCCAACUAUGCAUUUGACGUCAUCAGAUUGGCAGAUUAUAUUAUGGCAGAUAGAUUGAAAACUAUUGCAGCUGCUGUUAUUACCCAGUCUUUAGAAGGUACACUCUCUAAGAACGUUUUUGAUAUUUUACAUUUGGGAUGGGAAACCGGUGUGGUGAGAUUGGAACAAUUCUCUGCCAAAUAUAUAGCACAACACUUAGAAGAACUAAAACUCUCUGAAGAAUUGAGACGGAUAAUCCUGGAAAGUUCUCAACGAAUAUCAAGCAGAGAGGAGACAGAUACUAUUGAAUUAGUAGCUGAUAUACGGUUUUACCUUUUGAGUAAAUAUGACCUCGAAGUUGAUGAUUUAAGUUUACUGGAGAGUGAUGCAGAUGACAGAGAAUUUUUACAAAGUUUAGGAUUACUAGAUUACCAGAAAGAUAUUGAGACAUUAAAUACAAUAUUAAACAAACUGGGUCUUUCUUUUUAA
Maudiozyma saulgeensis is the source of this 1575-nucleotide messenger RNA. Lineage: Eukaryota; Fungi; Ascomycota; Saccharomycetes; Saccharomycetales; Saccharomycetaceae. The record is from the annotation of a GenBank genome assembly.